CAUAUGAAAUAACAAAAGAAAAUAGUGAGACGGGAAAAUUAGAAUUUUUAAUGAAAUUUCACUAUGAAAAUAAUAUACGUGAUUCAUGUGCAAUUUAUUCUAUACAACGAAUUAAACGUUUAGCACAAGAACAAAGUACUAUCUCAACAUCAUUACCUUUGUCUUGUAAUUCAACGAUAUUUGUGAGAAUAGACGAAAAUAGAAUGGAUAUAAUGAAGGUAUUGAUGACGGGACCUGAUUCAACACCCUAUGCAAAUGGAUGUUUUGUAUUUGAUGUUUAUUUUCCAAAUGAAUAUCCAUUAGCACCUCCAUCUAUCAAUCUCGAAACAACUGGAAAUCAUACUGUCCGAUUUAAUCCAAAUUUGUAUAACGAUGGAAAAGUAUGUUUAAGUAUAUUGAAUACAUGGCACGGUAGACCAGAAGAGAAAUGGAAUGCAACGUCAACAUUUUUACAGGUUCUUGUAUCAAUUCAAUCACUGAUAUUUGUGUCUGAGCCUUAUUUCAAUGAACCAGGCUAUGAAAGAAUGCGUGGUACAUCAAACGGUAAUAUACAAUCAUUGGAGUAUGAUGCAAAUAUACGUCAAGCAACAGUCAGAUGGGCAAUGUUAGAGCAAAUUCGAAAUCCUCCUGCUUGUUUUCAAGAUGUUAUUAAACGACACUUUUUUCUUAAGCGAGUUGAAAUAAUGGAACAAUGUGAUAAUUGGAUACGUGAAUUAAGCGGUAAAAAUGCAUAUGAAAAACGUUUGAGUACAACUGUCAAUCAGCAUUGUUCGUCUCUUAUUCGUUAUACGAAUGAGUUGAAAAAAGAACUUAAUUGUUUACAACCACCAGAUGAUUUAGAAAUUAAACCAAAAUUAGCUCAACUAUUAAAAUACGAUUUAAAACAACAACAAUAUCAAUCAGCAACAUUCACUACUGAAACAAAUAAUAAUAAAAAUGUUACAGCACAAACUACUUGGAAACCAGAAACAUUGAAUAUAGGUAUUGUUUCACCGGAAAAAACGAUGAACGAUGAACAUUCAAUAACAAUCAAAGUUUUACCCAAUUUACAAUAUAAUAGUUUAAAUGACAAACAAAGUGAUUAUCAACAACAACAAGAUAAUAUGGCCACAUCGACAACUGAUACUUCGGUAUCAUCUCCAUUAUCCUCACAACAAACAUUAUCUAAAACUGAAACAGCAACAAAUUCCUCUCCUUAUUUUCCAUUUGUUUAUUCGUUAGAAAAUAAUUCAUCAGCCGUCUCACCAUCAUUCACACUACCAGAGCAAAUAAAUUCCACAUUACCUCAGCAUUUUGCCGAUGAAGAUAGCUGGCAGGAUGAAUAUGACGAUAUAGAAGAAUUGUAUGAAAAUGGUACGAUGGACGAUGAUGAUGGUGCCCUUGAUUGUGUUCACGCUUGUUUGCAUUUAUUUGCUGCUGUUUUAGAAUUAGAAAAAGCUCUUACUUUAUUCGAUCAAGCACGUAUUAAAGAGCAAAUUCGCGAAGAUAAUUUACAACGUUUUCGUGACUUAACACAAAAACGACGUAAAGAAGGAGCAAAUUCCCCAAUACCAAGUGUGCAAGUUCAAAAAAUUGUUCAAAAAUUGUUAAACAAACGUGAACGAAAUGUUAAAGAAAGUAAUGAUUUGUUUCUACAGGAUGAAUUGAAAAAGAAAAUGAAUAACUAUGUGGUGAAAAAAUAUAUGGACGAAAAAACGAAAAAAUGCCGUAGUAAUUCAUGCAAAGAAAAUGAUGUCAUAGAGAACUCCAGUAAGAAGAAAAAAAUAUUGGAUAAUGAUGAUGAUAAUGAUGAUGAUUUCAUUGAUACUACAAAGAAUAAACGCCAAAAACUAGAAGAAGCAGCAAAACCAAAGAAUACGACAAUACCAAUACUAUCAACAAUAAAAAUUUCUAGAACUACUGAUGUAAAAAUGUGUCUUGAUGAAAUUAUUAGUGAAAUAGAGAAUAAUGAAGCAAUUUGUCCAAUAUGUAGUAAUUUUUUUCAUAAUUUAACAGCAAACGAACGUUUAGAACAUGUUAAUCAAUGUUUGGAUUUACAAAUAAAACAUGAUGAUCCAAAAAUAUUACCAAAGCAACAAAAAAGUUUAUUAUCAUAUCCAACGUUUUCACAUACAGUCAAAAAAGCAUCGUUAACGUCAGUAAAGAAAUCAUCUACAAAUUAUAAUUGUCAAAUAUGCGGUGUUAACUUUACUGUAAAACGUACAUAUCUUUCACAUUUAAAAAAAUGUUCUACAAAAUAUGGCGUACAAUUGUCAUAUGUUGUCAAUUUUGCUGGAAAAGAAUGUGGUAAUAUACAAACAAUACCAAAUUCAAAUGAUAAUUCUGUAAAAAAAGAGAAAAAAACAAAAGUAACGAAUACAAUAAAAAAUAGAGUAUUAAAAUUGGAAAUACCUCAAACCAAAGACGACGAACAACAACAUUUGGCUAUUGCACUCUCGUCGUCCAUUAAAUCAUUUUUCGAACCACCUCCUGUUGUAGAACAACAAUCAACCAGCAGUAAAACAAUCUCAGACAUCACAAAAACGAAAUUAUAUAGUAUAUCAAAUGAUAUUAAAAUACAAACAUAUUCCGCUCGUUUGUCAACGUUGUGUGAACGUUUAACAUCGAAUGGUGAAUAUGCUGACAAAUUGCGUGAUCUUGUGGCGUCUGGUGAUGAAAAAAUAAAAGAACGAUUAUUUAUUGAUUUGAAUCCUGAAACACGUAAGGGCCGAGUAAAGUUUGACGAUAUUGUGUUUAAGGCAACGCUGUACGAUUUACCAUGUAUAAUAGAAUCUUACAAAACAUUUGAUCGAAAAACAUUGUAUAAAAUUGCUGAUAUUUCUCAGUUGUUAGUAUGCCGUUUGCCGAAUGAUCAUAGUUCAAGUGAAGAUGAUGAGAAACAUAAAAAUUUAAGCGAUAUAGAAUCAAAGACUAAGAAGAAAAAAGAACAUGAGAAAAAGUUCCAAUGGCCGCAUGGCAUUACUCCACCGUUAAAAAAUGUACGUAAACGUCGUUUUCGAAAAGUAGCUCGACAGAAGACACAGGAUCAUGCGGAAAUUGAAAAAGAAGUACGCCGAUUAUUUCGCGCUGAUAAUGAAGCAGUCAGUGUUAAAUUUGAAGUGAUGUAUGACGAAGAAGAGACAACAACUACAACAACCACUGCAAAACAUAGCAAUCACCACACAACACAUGAGAAAGAACGAGAAAAAGAAGACGUUGCACAAACGGAUUUGUUCGGUGGUGCUGUUAGUGAAUCCGAUGAUGAAGCUUCUCAAACAAAAUUCUCAAUGAAUUCAGAUGUACCCGGCUCAGUGGGUGAACCAACAAAUGAUCGAAUUGAUUUUGAAGGUUUAUUCAGUUCGGCUGUGGGUGAUCUUCCAACCGAUAUGAGUACAGAUAUCCAUCUAGAUACUGACGCAAUUCAUUGGGGACAAAAUGAAGAAUUAAGCAAUGAUACACAAGAUGAAAUUGUCGAACGAACUGACAUGGUUCAUAUGGAUGAAACAACAAAAACAAAACUCAGUGAAUGUCGAGGGCAGCUUGAUCGUUUAAAUGAACAAAAGAAAAAUUUUGAAACAGAAUUAAAUCAAAUGACAAAUCCAGUUUUAAAAAGUAUGGUGAUGACAAGAUUAAAUUCUGUUCAAGCACAAAUAGAUAAACAACAAAGUGAAUUUGAACAAUUAACAAAUCAAUAA
This is a messenger RNA of Didymodactylos carnosus, 3674 nucleotides long. NCBI's taxonomy places the organism in Eukaryota, Metazoa, Rotifera, Eurotatoria, Philodinida, Philodinidae. The record is from the annotation of a GenBank genome assembly.